AAUUGAGUGUGCAAGACGACGUCAUUCUUUGGGGAAGUAGAGUGAUUGUGCCAGCACAGGGCCAAUUACGCAUUCUGAGAUUACUACACGAGUCUCAUCCUGGAAUUGUCCGAAUGAAGGCCUUUUCACGAAAUUAUGUUUGGUGGCCAUAUCUGGACAAGGAUAUUGAAGCUACUGUGCAGAGUUGUAAUGCAUGCCAGAUCAAUGCUAAACUACCACCCACAACGCCCAUGCAUCCAUGGGAAUAUCCUAAAGGACCUUGGGAUCGUGUUCACAUUGACUUCGCAGGACCUUUCCUGAACCGAAUGUUUCUCAUUGUGACUGACGCUUAUUCCAAGUGGAUGGAG
Saccoglossus kowalevskii is the source of this 347-nucleotide messenger RNA. RefSeq lists its product as uncharacterized. Lineage: Eukaryota; Metazoa; Hemichordata; Enteropneusta; Harrimaniidae. The record is from RefSeq and is a predicted model, not a curated record.